AUGGCUGAAGGUGGUGUGUGUUCCAGAUGUACUGAAGUACGGAACAGAUACACAGACAAGGAGAACCGUGAACCAGUCAACAAACUUUUACCAAUUCAUAUCGAAUAUAAGAUUCUAACCGAGGGUGGCAAGAGAAGACAAGGAGAAGAACCAAAGAGAACAAGAAAGAGGAGAUUUGCGGAUCAAGUCGCCAAAGCAGCGUCAGCAUUACGUAACAGUGGUGGAGGGGUGUUGUUAGUCCACGUACAAGGGACGUCCCAGGCAGACCGGUGUCUAGAGUACUUUGACAAGGCCGUCAGAAAUAAGUUGACAGGGUUACUUGAAAACGGUGAACUCUAUACUGACGUCUAUGAACGUAAAUGUUUGUGUCAGAUUGGAACAUUUGAAGAUAUCACUGACUUUGUUCAGAUAACAGUUGGGAAAGUUGAGAGUGUAUGUACUGUUGAUUUCAACACAAAAGCAAAUAAUGACAGUGAGAAUCUUAGCAUCAACUCAUCAAACAUACAGGUGUUGCUGAGAAAAACAGAAACUCAAGCAGGUAGCGUCCCUACUGCAAAACUACCAGAUAACGUCCAGGACCUUCACGAGAACCGACAUAUACAGCUGAAAACAUUCCAGACCACGAGAGAAGUCACAAGCAUUGAGGGAGAUGCUAAACAGUUGACUGACUACAUUUGGAGCCAAUUGAAGCUCAAGGACAACAUUACAUCUAUGUCCAAGGUUGUUGGUGGGGGGUCAUACUUCUUGGGUGUUAGCGAAUCGAAACUAACAACAAAAGAAGGAUAUACAACUAAGAAACCGGAAUACACUGGUUGUAAGCUGGAUAUAUCACAAGAGUCUCUGAGAGAACACAUUUACAAGAAGCUGGAAACUGACAUCUGUGUCUUGGAUCUUGACGGACAGUUUACAGAAGGACCAAGGGACUUGAUCGAUAUUAGAUUCCACACCGUCCCCAGGCUGGAUGUUGGCUUAGUUGUAUUGGAAGUAGCCGUUCGUUAUUGUCAGGGAGUCGUGUUCUACGACAAGGAAGGGCCCAGAACAUAUUAUGUCACAGAUAGCGGUGCGACAAAGACGGCAAAUGUUUGUCGAAUGAAUCGUUCUGAAUGGCUUCAAAGAUUACGGAUCAUGCAUUCGCAUGUUCAUACUCAAACUGUUGAGAAGUAGCUGCACAAUUUAUGACAGUCUAGACUUCCCUUCUGAUAUAUAAUAACUCACGUAGAACAACACUUGACAUUUGAGUAUAGUUAUAUAACCAACCAUGUCCGACAGUGACGCUGGAACAUCAACUGGCUCCUCACCUUAUGAGUCGGAGGAUGACAUGAUAUGCUACAUCACCGGAUCCACACAAUCACCAUCCGAGCAUCUAGACCUACCAGAUACCAGGCGACACAGUGAAGGACGUUUGACCAGAC
This is a messenger RNA of Haliotis rubra (blacklip abalone), 1412 nucleotides long. RefSeq lists its product as uncharacterized. NCBI's taxonomy places the organism in Eukaryota, Metazoa, Mollusca, Gastropoda, Lepetellida, Haliotidae. The transcript is spliced from 3 exons. Bases 1 to 1164 code for a protein of 387 amino acids. The record is from RefSeq and is a predicted model, not a curated record.